Astyanax mexicanus (Mexican tetra) is the source of this 2108-nucleotide messenger RNA. RefSeq lists its product as uncharacterized. The transcript is spliced from 7 exons. NCBI's taxonomy places the organism in Eukaryota, Metazoa, Chordata, Actinopteri, Characiformes, Acestrorhamphidae. The coding region runs from base 182 to 1285 and encodes 367 amino acids. The record is from RefSeq and is a predicted model, not a curated record.
AUUUUUUUUUCUUGUAAACUCCUGAACCAUAUACUCCAGUCCAGAUGGUGGCAGUAAUGCUCCAUAUAAAUUUGGUGCCAAACUGCCAUAAAAACACAAAAGGAGAAGAAGAAGAUCUGAGUCCGCAGUGUUUUAUAGAGAAACAGGAUCUGAUCUGCUGCAGAUCUUCUUCCUGCUUGAGAUGGCUGCAUUCCUCGAGGGUUGUUACAGGCCGUACCUGCUGUGUCCCGUCUGUAAGAAGACCCGCUGGAACCUGGGGGCUCACCUGAGGAGGCGGUGCAUGAGGGGGAGGUCUGCCUCUGAGGUGGAGAGGGAGGUGGAAAUGGAGAAGAUGACUGCGCAGGAUUUGCUGAGGGACGGUCGGGUGUGGGACUACAGUCUGAUCAGGAGGAUCAUGGAUCAGCCGGAUCCUAUCCGCUGUUUUAUGGCGCAGCUGAAGGACAGGGGGAACGUUGUGGUCAACAUCCCUCCUGAAGCCAUUCCUCCUCUUAUUCCAUAUCUGCCUGAAGCCCCUCCCCCUGCAGUGGGCGUGGCUGAGAGUGAAUCAGAUUCAGAUUCUGAGAGCUCUGGUCCUGAUGUGAGGAACCGAGAGAGCGUGAAUCAGCAGCAGGAGACGGCGUCUGGUUCGGACAGCGAAGAGCCGAGCUCAGUUCAGUCGAGGAAGAAGAGGAAGCGCCAGGAGGAAGAGGAAGAGGAGGAGGAAGAGAUCACGACGGACGAUGAGGAUGAGGAUGAUGAACAUACCACCUGGACGUUCUCCAGCAGGAUGAUGGAUGAUGAAGAAGAGGAUGAGGAAGAUGAUGAGGAGGAUGAUGAAGAGAGCAGCUGGAUGCCCAGGACGUCCUCCAGCAGGACGCCGGGUGAUGAAGAGGAGGAUGAUAAAAAGUCCCGUAACACUUCCAGGACGUUCACCAGCAGGAUGACGGAUGACGAGAAGCACCUGACGGAGGGACGUCUCACUUCCUGUUCAGAAAAUGCAGAGAUGCACUACUGCAUGCAGGAAUUUGGCAACGUGGUGGCGGCGAGUGUCCUGCUCAAGAGACUCACCACUCACUCAUAUGAGCAGGAGGAUAACACCACUGAUUCUGCCCCCGAAAACAGGGAACAACAAGCGGCCUAUGAGAAGCUGUUGGAGGCGUGUCCUAUAACGGUGGGCGGGGCUCUGCCGAAGGGGCGGAUGCUAACAGAGCUAACCGGAGCUCACGAGCGCUACUGCAGCGAGCGCUGGCUUAUUGACCAGCGGCAGCUUCAAUCGAAGAAGAUCCUCCUCGAGUAUUUAAAAUAAAUUACUGUUACUAUCUUAUACAAACAAAAUACUGCUAGUCCUGUUAUUAGCGGAUUAUAAGCAGCACCAUCAGUAAACAUCUAUGUUCUGGUCUAUUUUAAGCUGUAAGUAUUGGAAUGGAGGUGAUUGGCGGUAUUACGGUAGCAGCUUCUCCUGCCGAGACUAAAACUAGUUUUACAGCUAAAUAAUCUGUAGAUCAGCGUAACAUUUUAACUGCUGAACACUGUGUAACAUUUUUAUUAUAUUCAGUAUGUAUGUUUCCAGUUAUAAUACUGAAAAAUAAAUCAAGAGUUUGGAGUCCUAUAAAACAGGAAAAUCAAAGGGUUAUUAUAAAAUCACACCACUAAAUUCUUUAAGAUCUUUCUCAUGUGUUCAAAACAUACAUUUCCAGUGAUAUUACUGUAUCAUUUUAAAGUAAUGGGAUGCCAAACUAUAUUCAUUUUUUCAUAAUACACUCGUUCACGCCCAAAACAGGCUGGAUUUCUCUCACUGAACACAAAACUGAGGAAGAAGAAACAUAAAAAUACAUUUAUUGCGAGUAAAAUUUUCAUUGCAUGGCUGUAAUGUUUAAUUUCUUGUUCUUUAUUAAGUUAAAGCGAUGCUGCUCUUUGAUAAACAUGCUGUUUUAUAUCAGGUUGUGUUGAUUUACUCAAAACAAUAAAAUAUUUACAGUUUUCUAAACUGAAGCAUCACGUGUUUAAUACAUAAUUAUAAAAUCCACUACAUUUUAUUUUAUCUUUGUAAUGUUUCAUUUUCUGUUUUUUGCAUGCUUUGUAAUGUAAUCUGUCUUUUUUCUCCUAUUAAAUAAUUGCUGCUCACUUGA